AACCGCUCUCUGUUUUGACUCCAUGAAUGUGUGACUGCGUAUGUCGCCUCCUUUCCCCCACUAAUCCACCCCGUUACAAUUUCUGCUCCCCUCCAGCGCCGACAGCGCGAUGGCAGCGGCGGCCCCCAAUCCAGAGGACUCCAACAGGAGCAGCGGUAGCGGUAGUGGAACCGGCUCACCCAGCGGUCUGGCUGGAGACGGGGACGCGGAAGAGGCCGAGGACUUCACCUCUUCCUCGCAUUGCUCGGAGCUGACUCGGCGGCAGAACGAGCAGAGGAAGCAGGGCUUGUUCUGCGACGUGACGUUGGCCUUCAGCAGCGGAGCGGCCACAGGCAACGUCCAGAGCUGCGAGUUUACUGCCCACAGGUCCGUCCUGGCUGCAGCCACGGACUAUUUCCCGCCCCUGCUGGGUGGACAGUUCUCCGAGUCCCUGUCCGGGAGGGUAGAGCUGAAGGAAUGGAGCUCGGAGCUCGGGCCAGACCCGGAGACUGUGGAGAGUGUCAUCCAGUACAUGUACAUCGGUGAAAUACGCGUCAGUACCUGCAAUGUACAUGAGGUACUGGAGCUAGCUGACAGGUUCCUCCUGCUGCAGCUGAAGGAUUUCUGUGGCGAGUUCCUGAAGAAGAAACUAAGCUUGACCAACUGUGUGGCAGUGCACAGUCUAGCCCACAUGUACACCCUGGAUCAGCUGGCUCUACGGGCUGCAGACAUGAUCCGACGCAACUUUCACAAGGUUAUCCAGGAUGACGAGUUCUACACGCUUCCCUUUCACCUGGUCCGUGACUGGCUUUCUGAUGCAGAGAUCACAGUGGACUCUGAGGAGGUGCUAUUUGAGGCAGUAGUGAAGUGGGUGCAGAAGAACCCGGAGGAGCGAGGUCGCUAUUUCGAGGAGCUGUUUCGUCUCCUGAGACUUCCCCAAAUCAAGCCCACCUACCUGACCAGGGUGGUGAAAAAUGAGGGCCUGGUGGCUGCCAAUGAGGCUUGUCUCCGGCUGGUGUCGGAGGCAGUGGAAGGCCAUGCUAUUCGUUUUGAAAACCUUAAAUCCGCAGAUAUGGAGCUCUGGUCUUCCCACCUGGCGUCCUUUCAGCCUCGUUUUGGCCAGAACAUGGACGUUAUCAUGGUAGUUGGCGGAGUGUCAGAAGGGGGGGACUACCUGAGCGAGUGCGUUGGCUACUUCAUUUACGAGGACCGCUGGGUCAACCUGCCGCAUAUUCACAACCACCUGGACGGCCACGCCAUUGCUACCACAGAGUCCCACAUCUAUGUAGCUGGCUCUAUGGAACCAGGGUUUGCUAAGACAGUGGAGCGUUACAACCCCAACCGCAACACCUGGGAGCAGGUGAGCAACUUAACCACACGCAAGCAUUCCUUUGGCCUCACCUGCAUUAAGGAUAUCCUGUACAGCAUUGGUGGCCAUGGAAACUUCAGUCCAGGUUUCAAAGACGUCAGUGUUUACGAACCUGAGCAAGACAAGUGGCACAAUCUGGAGUCCGCCCCAAAAAUCUUGCGAGAUGUGAAGGCCGUGAGUGUGGAGGACCGCUAUGUUUACGUCACGGCUCGCACACCUGUCGAUACGGAUAAUGAGGAUGGACUGAAGACAGUUACCACUCGUUAUGACACAGAGAGUCGCCAGUGGCAAGACGUUGACUCCCUCCCACUUAUUGACAACUACUGCAUCUUUCAAAUGGCCGUGGCGUCCACUAACUUCUACCACACGGCCUCCUGCUGCCCCAAAAGCUACACAGUGCGGGAUGAGGUUGCCAAGCAGAAGAUCAGUGUGCGCAUCUCUGAUGAGAUCCUGGAGAGUCUGCCACCAGAGGUCACCAGCAUUGAAGGUGCAGCCAUUUGCCACUUUGAUGAAGACGUCUUCAUCAUCGGAGGUUGGAAGAACAGUGAUGAUGUGGACAAGCAAUACCGUAAGGAGGCUUAUCGCUACUGUGCUGAGAGGAAGCGCUGGAUGCUGCUGCCGCCCAUGCCUCAGCCUCGGUGCCGAGCCACCGCCUGCCACGUCCGUAUUCCGUACCGCUUCCUUUAUGGCUGUCAGCGCUACCCAAUGCCCCAGAAUUUGGCCCGUCAGCGAGAUCGCAUGCAGCAAAUGCAGCAGCUUCACCGGCGCACCCUCACCCUGCGCCGGCAGCUUCAGUCACAGAUAGAGUGUUAAACUGAUGUCUACUCCAGCCAAGAAGACUUGUGGCUCUAUCUGAAGAUCCACUGCAAACCACCAUGCCCUUGCAAACAUCACCAUUUUGUACAUAACACGUUGCAGUGGGUCUUGUGCUGCGCUCACACUGCAUUUCAUCAACCUUAACUCUGUGCCAUCUGCUCGCAUACGAUUGUGUGUUUAUGGCUGAUUUGUGGAAAGCCAUGUGUAAUAUGGACAGGUACGUGGUGCUCUGUGACGGAGGACACGGCAGAUGUAAACAUGUGAAUAAGAGUGUUAUAAACUGUAAGAGCCAACUACAAAAUAUCCUUUUGUCAAGUAUGUUGGUGUAGAUCCUGUUUAAUAGUAUAAAGCUGUAUAUGUAUACAUUUAUAUGGAUAUUUUACAUUCCUUAUUGUAUGCCUGUGAUGAAACUAAUAACGGCAUUCCUGAAUCCAGUCCUACUUGCUUAAUGAAAUCUCAUUCCACUGUAACACUGUGACAAUCUCUUCAUGCAACAUCCGUCUUACUUACGUUAUAGUUGCUCUAUUAGAAUGGCACUGCUCGUUGCUGUGCGGCCUCUAUAAUUUAAAAUGACUUGAUUCAGAGAGGCUAUUAUUCUUGGAGUGCUGUAGAGUAGUUUGCUUUUAGAUUGCAGUUCAUCUUCGGUAGCUUUACAGAGUAUAUUUCUGUGACUUUUGUUGCUCUCGUAACUCUUUAAAAGUAGAAAUGUUUCUCCAGAGUUCAGAAGAGGUGAAAUGAUGAGAGAACUGCAAUAUUCAACAGGAAAAAAAAAAACUGUCAACUUACCUGAAUGCAAUAUCAUUUCAUUUAGGACCAAUCAUUAACAAUGGCUUAAACAUUCCUUUCUUUUGCACUUUGCCAGUCUGGUUAUUGGUGUCUUAGCAUUAAUUUGAAGAAAGGUACAUGGAAUAUGUGUAUAUGAGUGUGUACGAUUUGCGUUUGCAGGGUGUUGUCACUCUGCAAUGAAUGGCAAUUAAACUCUGGAAUUGAAUUGAAUGAAUGGUAGUUUUUUAAAGUCUUACAGAGGCGUGGGGAUUAAAGCUGCACUUUGACUUUGCCUGUGUAUUUGUUUCAUAUCAGACAAGGUGAUUGUAUUUUGGAAAUCUUACAGCCAGUAAGUUUUGAGAAAAAAAGAAAAAAUACACUUGCAAAUUUGUUUCCCCAAAUUAAAUGUUUUGUAAAAUAUUGUGUUCUUGUACUUCAAUGCCAGCUUGGUGUAUGUUAGAGAUCUGCUAUGUUCUGCUCUGUGGUCUCUCUCCACCCUCGCCCCAACUUAUAGCAGAGAGCACUCAGAGUUCAGAAAUAAUAUUCAUUUAAUGACCAACACAAGCAGCACUAAAACGCUUCAGUGGAUUAAGCUAUGUAAUUUAAUUUGCAUGUGAUAUUUUGACAUUGUGUCCCUAAUAUUGGAUGUAACAAAUGCUAAUGUCAUCAUUUGCAAUUAAAGUUGUUUUCUAAG
Molecule: messenger RNA, 3623 nt
Organism: Solea solea (common sole)
Lineage: Eukaryota; Metazoa; Chordata; Actinopteri; Pleuronectiformes; Soleidae
Product: kelch-like protein 11
Exons: 2
Coding region: 110-2161 (683 amino acids)
Molecular function (GO): protein binding
Source: RefSeq, a predicted model, not a curated record